Molecule: messenger RNA, 1887 nt
Organism: Oncorhynchus tshawytscha (Chinook salmon)
Lineage: Eukaryota; Metazoa; Chordata; Actinopteri; Salmoniformes; Salmonidae
Product: probable E3 ubiquitin-protein ligase RNF144A-A
Exons: 8
Coding region: 291-1214 (307 amino acids)
Biological process (GO): protein polyubiquitination; ubiquitin-dependent protein catabolic process; positive regulation of proteasomal ubiquitin-dependent protein catabolic process
Cellular component (GO): ubiquitin ligase complex; cytoplasm; Golgi apparatus
Molecular function (GO): zinc ion binding; ubiquitin conjugating enzyme binding; ubiquitin protein ligase activity
Source: RefSeq, a predicted model, not a curated record
CUGUCAGGACAGACCCGUAGAUAAAAAUCCCAGAGCUGGCAGGAGACCGCUCAUUCAGUAGAAAGCCAUACGGUUGGUGUGGUUAGAUGGACAGCACUGUUAGCUUUUGAUGUGGUACAUUCAUAUGAAUGGUUUAGGAACUAAUCUCUCGUGACGUGAACAUUAUUUGGUUCUGGGUGCCAAAAUUAGAACAGGUUCUUCUAGCUUCUAUCUCUGUUAGUUACCUGAAUUCUGCAUCUGAGAUCAGAAGUGUUCGUUCUAACUAGGACCGGGUCUACUCCAUAGCUGUGAUGGUACUUCAAGGGUCACCUGUGCCAGACGUCAUGACGACGGGCCAGUCUGCACGGUACCGUCCCACCUGGGACCUGGCCCUGGACCCCCUGAUGUCCUGCAAGCUGUGCCUUGGGGACUUCCCCCAUGAGCAGAUGACCACCAUCAGCCAGUGCCAAUGUGUCUUCUGCAGCCUGUGCCUGCAGCAGUAUGUUGAACUUCUGAUCAAAGAGGGCCUCGAAACCACUAUUAGCUGCCCAGACUCUGCCUGCCCAAAACAAGGUCACCUGCUAGAGAAUGAGAUUGAAUGCAUGGUGGCAGCAGGGAGCAUGCAGAGGUACAGGAGGCUGCAGUUUGAGAGAGAGGUGCUGCUGGACCCGUGUCGAACCUGGUGCCCGUCCUCGUCAUGCCAGGCAGUGUGCCAACUGAAGGAGGGGGAAGUGGCACUACCACAGCUGGUCCAGUGCUCGGUGUGCAGGCUGGAGUUCUGCUCAGCCUGCCAGGCCAGCUGGCAUAAAGGACAGGCCUGCCAGGACAACAUGCCCAUCAUCACCUUCCUACCCGGGGAGACCAGUUCCUUCUACAAGAGCAACGAUGAAGAUGCACCCAUCAAGUGCUGUCCCAAGUGUAAGGUGUACAUCGAGAGGGACGAGGGCUGUGCUCAGAUGAUGUGCAAGAACUGUAAGCACGCCUUCUGCUGGUACUGUCUGGAGUCUCUGGACGACGACUUCCUCCUGAUCCACUACGAUAAAGGGCCAUGCAGAAACAAACUGGGCCACUCCAGAGCUUCAGUGAUCUGGCACCGGACACAGGUGGUGGGGAUAUUUGCUGGCUUCGGUCUGCUCCUACUGGUGGCUUCUCCCUUCCUCCUCCUAGCCACACCCUUUGUUCUGUGCUGCAAAUGUAAAUGCAGUAAAGGAGAUGACGAUCCUCUGCCUACCUAACCAAUCCCGCCCUGGACACAGGGUCAGGUCAGCUCACCUGACAGACAGGGGCACCAGGCCUGUUGAUGGACAGGGUGUUUGGUGUUUGGUUAGUCAUCCACUCCUUACAGUGUUUUAAUCCCGCACACCGGCCCAGAGGAUUCUUAGGGAUUGAUGGGUUUGUCGCUGAGGCAGCACAGUGCAAGUGGAUGAGGAACAUUGACUUUGGGCGGAGCCAGCAAAUUGGGUUGUGGGGACACUCUGAACAGUUUAGUUUUGAUGUGAUGUGUUAAGAAGGACCGGGCCUGCAGAGGCGAGGAGGACAGAACCACCAGUCAAUGUUGGGCUGGGUUGGUUGUUGCUUCAGAGGUCAAUCUGGGAUUGGUGGUUAUAGCUCUGUCUAUGUGUGUCAGGUUCAAGGUUAAGGUUAUUUGUACAACUGUCUUGGUGCUUGUUUGGGGGACUGCAAAUAUAAUGUAGGUAUAUUUGGAGGGAGCAGCCCUGGCUAUCAGCCACGGAAUGUGGAAGUAUCUCCUAUUAAGGGUAGAUACUGUGUCCCAAGUGACAACGUAUUCCCUACAUAGUGCACUAUUUCUGACCAGGACCCAUAAGGCUCUGGUUGAAAGUAGUGCACUAUUUAGGGAAUAUUUACAGUGCCUUGCGAAAGUAUUCGGCCCCCUUGAACUUUGCGACC